This is a messenger RNA of Apodemus sylvaticus (European woodmouse), 7903 nucleotides long. It is a transcript of the gene Sh3rf3, whose product is annotated as SH3 domain containing ring finger 3. The record is from RefSeq and is a predicted model, not a curated record. Gene Ontology annotation, molecular function: metal ion binding; protein binding. NCBI's taxonomy places the organism in Eukaryota, Metazoa, Chordata, Mammalia, Rodentia, Muridae.
CUCCCAGAAACCCGGGCAUCGGGAAGGAGCGCAAAUUCCCCCUCUUUUGAGCCUCACGAGGAUUUUCUGGAGCUGGGUUCAUCAGAGCUCACCAGAGCGGGCGCUGGAGUCUUUACCGCGCCGCCAGGGGCGCGGCGCUCGGCCAGGGUGUGCUGGCGCGUGGGCGGCGGCGUCAGUCCCAGAUCGGUGAUUCUGGAGAGGGCAGCCGGCCUCCCGAAGGAGUAGUCGCGGCCCCCGGCAGUCCCCACCACCCCGCCAUCUCCAGCGCCUUCCCCUCUCGCAUCAAGGGAUACCCCCCGCACCUAUACCCACAGCUGUCACUUGUGCAUGCUGGCAGGAGAGGGGACACAAGCAAGAGUGCUCCCUGGAGUCGUCCAGAAGGAUGCCUGGGCGUCGGAUGCGUCCUCUGGCUGCUCUCCAGCGCUGGCUAAGAAAGCAGUCGGGAUGAUGCUCCCAAACUUUCCUUCGCGGAGGCGUUGAGAAGAAACGUCCCUUCCUGAAGCUCGCGGAGAACCCAGAGUCUGGCAUCCAGAGGGGACCAGCAGGGCCAAGCCUGCCGCAGGGGGAAGUUCUCCGGAGCCCCGGAGGUGGCUUAAAGGGAGAAGCUCCAAGGCAGGAGAGGCGUCCCGCUUCCCAGCACCCCCGCAGUGACUGUGACCUCCGCGCCCCCCCACCCCCCGCACACGUGCCCGCGGCUCAGGGACGAGGUCCAGCUGGGCUAGUUGAGCAAGGCGGCGGCGCUCUGGCAGUCCGAGGGCGCAUGGAGGCGCCGAGGGGGGCGGUGCGGCUCGCCUGCGGCGCGGGGGAGCGCGCACGCCGCGCCCCGGUCUCCCCGGGGACCCGGCCGGCCUCUCCCUGCACUCCCCGCUGCCGGGCUCCGGGGCGCGGGCGGCGCGGCGGCACAGGUGUAGCCCGCAGUGGCCGGGCGCGCGCGUAGGAGGGCCGAUUCGGCUCGGCUGCUGGAGUUGCCCGGGGGUUCCGGAACUCCGGGUGUCUGCCUCCCGGGCAGGCUCGGCGUGUCACUUUGCAAAUCGUGGAGGCCAGCGCCUCGAGCUGUCAGCGCGCUCUGCGCGGGGACCGAACCCUGUUUAUUGACUCCGGCCGCCCGGGCUGGACGCAAAUGCCCGCUCUCCUCGGCGGGCCGGGCUCUAGUUGCUGGGCUUAGGCGGCUCGCUGGGCCCGCGCUGGCGCCUCCCCCAUGCUGCUUGGGGCGUCCUGGCUGUGCGCGUCCAAGGCGGCGGCCACCGCAGCUCGGGACGAGGGUGAAGACAGACAGGGUGAGCAGCAGAGAGGGGCCCAGGCGAGGACUGAAGAGGAUAUGGACGAGUCAUCGCUGCUGGAUUUGCUGGAAUGCUCCGUGUGCCUGGAGCGUCUGGACACCACGGCCAAGGUGUUGCCAUGCCAGCACACCUUCUGCCGACGCUGUCUGGAGAGCAUCGUGUGCUCGCGCCACGAGCUACGCUGUCCCGAGUGCCGCAUCCUGGUGGGCUGCGGUGUGGACGAGCUGCCCGCCAACAUACUGCUAGUGCGCCUGCUGGAUGGCAUCCGCCAGAGGCCCCGCACGGGUGCCAGCCCCGGGAGCAGCCCUCCCGCGCGCCCGGGCCCGGGUACGUUCCCAGCACUCGCAGGCAGGGCUGGAGGGGCGACAGGCAGUCCCCCGCGUUCUCCAGUUUUUCUCUCAGCGGCGGCGGCAGGCAGCUCUACCUCCAGUUUGUGCGACGUGGCGACUAAUAGGAGCUUGCCAGUGGCUAAGAAUCUAUCCCAGCUUCCCUAUGCCAAGGCCCUGUACAGCUAUGAGGGGAAAGAACCCGGUGACCUCACGUUCAACAAAGGGGACAUCAUCAUCCUGCGGCGCAAGGUGGACGAGAACUGGUAUCACGGGGAGCUGCAGGGCACACAUGGGUUCCUUCCGGCCAGCUACAUCCAGUGCAUGCGGCCCUUGCCGCAGGCUCUGCCCCAAGGCAAAGCACUUUAUGAUUUUGAGAUGAAGGACAGAGACCAAGACAAAGAUUGUCUGACCUUCACUAAGGACGAAGUUUUAACUGUGAUCCGGAGAGUGGAUGAUAACUGGGCGGAAGGCAUGCUAGGAGACAAGAUAGGCAUCUUCCCUCUCCUGUACGUGGAGCUCAACGACUCUGCCAAGCAACUCAUUGAGAUGGACAAGCUGUGCCCUGCCGCCACCACUGCAUACAACUAUGAUGCUCUCUUGUCCUCUGACCCCAGCACAGUAGCCAGUGUGGCCCCAGGUCCCACCCUAAGUAGCUCGGGGGCAGUCAGUGCCUUUCAACGACGCGUGGACAGCAAGAAGAAUGCCAAGAAGCGUCAUUCCUUCACGGCGCUCAGUGUGACGCACAAAUCCUCCCAGGCUGCCAGUCACAGGCACUCCAUGGAAAUUAGUGCUCCGGUGCUGAUCAGCUCCAGUGACCCCCGUGCCGCAGCCAGGAUUGGGGAGCUUGCCCAUCUGUCCUGCACUGUACCCACCCAGGACUCCCCUUCAGCUGGAGCUGUCCCCACAGCCAUCCCACGAGCUGCCGCGGUGGUUGGAGAACAGGGCGUGUCUCCCAAAGUCCAGCUGCCCCUCAACGUGUACCUGGCUCUCUAUGCAUACAAACCCCAGAAGAAUGAUGAGCUGGAGCUACGCAAGGGGGAGAUGUACCGUGUGCUCGAGAAGUGCCAGGACGGCUGGUUCAAGGGGGCGUCACUAAAAACCGGCGUCUCGGGGGUGUUCCCUGGGAACUACGUGACACCCGUCUCCAGGGUUCCUGGAGGAGGGGCUGGGUCAUCCUGGAAUAAUGUACUUGGAGGGUCUCCACUGGCCAAGGGCAUGGCCACCAUAAUGCACCCUGGAGGUGGGAGUCUGAGCAGCCCAGCCACUGCCACCAGAUCUGCUCUGCCUCUCACCACACUGCAGGAUCAUAUGCAGCAGCAAGCCUCCUCCCUACCAACGGGCAGCUGCCUUCGGCACGCAGCUCAACCAACAGCCAGCCAGGCUGGGGACACCACCAUCCCAACAGCUACCCAUCCCUCGGCCCAGGCCUUGGACCGGCCAACUGCGACCGUGUCACCCCUGCGCACUCAGACUUCUCCGUCCCGCCUGCCCAGCGCCAGUCUCCGACCCCGCUCCGUGGCGUCCCCACAGCACGGCCAGCAGCCCCCAGCACAGAUGUGUCCCCGGCCAGCCAUCCCUUUCACAUCGGCGGCCUCUGCCAUCACUCCCCCCAACGUCAGUGCCGCCAACCUCAGCGGGGAGGUCGGAGGGACACCCAUCAGCGGCCUGUCCACACCCAGCCCCAUCAAUAUGGGCUACAAACCAGAUGACAAGAAAAACGAAAAGAAGGAGAAGAAGAGUGGCCUACGGAAACUGCUGGCUGGGGCCUCGACCAAGAAGAAGUCACGCUCCCCGCCAUCCGUGUCUCCUACCCACGACCCCCAGGCGGCCAUGGAUACCUCACUGCAGGGCGCCAUGGGCCCUGAAGUGUCCCCGUUGACCAUCCACGGCAGGGCAGGUUCCUGCCCCAUAGAGAGUGAGAUGCAGGGCGCCAUUGGGUUGGAGCCGCUGCACAGGAAAGCCGGCUCCCUGGAUCUGAAUUUCUCUUUGUCCCCAUCUCGGCAAGCACCUCUGUCCAUCGCUUCCAUUCGCCCUGAGCCUAAGCCGCUGCCCAGAGAGAGGUACCGUGUGGUGGUCUCCUACCCUCCGCAGAGUGAAGCGGAGAUCGAGCUAAAGGAAGGGGACAUCGUCUUCGUGCACAAGAAGCACGAAGACGGCUGGUUCAAGGGCACGCUGCAGCGCAACGGCCGCACGGGGCUCUUCCCAGGCAGCUUCGUGGAGAGCUUCUGAGGAGCACUGCUCAUGGCUAGCCUCUGCUGUCCAGGAGAGCAGAGGACCCCUUGUCACCCAGGUCCGAGGUUCUUUCUAAAGCACCCGCGAGAGACAAGCGCCUGGGGGUGAUUGAGAUGCAGUUGUCAAGGCCACACUUGGAAGCACACAAGGGCAGUGGCAUGUUUGUGAAGGAAGGCCACUCCUUCAUGUGACCUCCUACUGGAAGCACAUGGGGGUGUCCUUCAAGACCAUGCCACAAGUCUGAGGGAGCAGGAGCACAGCAAACAGGACCCACGUGGAUGAGUGCCCUACUCUGCCACCCAGCGGCUAAAGCGUUAUUAGCUGUCUGUAAGGUUGGGAGCCCGGGAGGGUAUGGAGCAGGGCCGCGUGCCAGGGCUGAGGACAGCAAGAAGAGCAUCUUCCCUGUCUGCCGCGGGUGUCAUUCCUCUAAAUACCUCCAUCACCUGCCAUCAGGCCCCACCGCCAGGACUUUCAUGGUCCAGGAGCCUCAGAGAAGGGCUGUGAGUCUCCCGAGGUGUCCAGUGGGGUUCUGUGGGGCACUGGAGCAGAAUCCUCAUGGCUUUGUCUCCUACCUACCGGGAAAAUGAGGUGCACCAUUCGAUCCCACCGCCGCCGUCUUCACGUUGCUUCCUUCUUACGGCACACCUUUUUAAUGUACAACUCUUAGACUUUAUAUAUUUCUAAUAGGUCAGACGCUGCAUAUUUUUCAUACAUCUGGUGCUGAUUUUUUUUGUAAAACUAGAAACCAACUUGGGUAAGCGUCAAGGGGAGGAAAAGGAGGUAACAUCAAAGGAAAGUUUUCUAUAUGUCCCAAAUGAAGUUUGGAGCAUCUGAGGAAUUCCUAUCUGUAAUAUCAAAACUCCGGCUGGUGCUCCACCAGGCGAGCGGGAGGGCCUGUGGGGAGCGGUACAUGGAGCUGAGUGUCCUUCCUAGCUGUUAGAAAUGGCCUAAACCACAAGCUCCAUUAGAUAGGAGGGGUUGUGAUUAAAACACUGGAAACAUAUUAAGGAAUGGAUACUGACACACACACACACACACACACACACACUCGCUCACCCCAGAAGCUUCCUUUGAUUGCUUUAGAGAGAAUGACUAAAAAUAGCAUUCUUAAAACACAUCUUGCUGCCAGAAUCAGCUUUUACAACAGCUCAGAUCCACUAUCUUGCAAAAGUUUUUUUUUCUCCUUUUCAAAAAUAAAUAGCUUGCCCUGUGAGGCCAGGCAAAACUCCAUCUGCUAAAGACCAAAGGCUCAACGCUAACACAAGCCUGAUGCUUGACUGUAAACUUACGGGGCCUGCAGACACGGGGAAACGACGAGGGCUGGUCUCUGAGGCCUUAUUGUAUUCUCUGUCACAACAGCUUGCUUCCCAGGAGGAUGGCCUGAACAGCUAUCGGGUGUGAGUGUCACACUUUAGGGACACAAUUUUUUUUUCAAAGUUUUCUCAAAAAGUAGCAAUUUGUGAGCCUCUGUGUACAUUUUUAUAAAAUCAGGCGGCCCUGUGUCAAGCCUUUGGUAGCAGAGGCUGUUACGGCUUUUCAUAAUAAAGACCACUUAUCCUCAAAGUCCCUGUUUGGGGAUAUGACUAACUAGUUAUGACUGCUGGGUGCCUACCACAUGGGCGUAAUCACGCCCAGACACUCUCUCCCUCCCCCGGGGGAUAGCACACUUACUGGACAUGAAAACUUUUCUAAGCCAAAGAGAAGCUCUAGCUCAUGCAUUGGGAUCCCUGUGUGCAGGCUCAGUGGGUGACAACCACAUGAUACCUGCUCCGUCACUGCUAAAUUACUUGGCCAUCUGUGCACAACAGAGCUAGGUAUGGCUAAGCCCAUGCUGUCACCAUGGAGGUCCGCACAUCUACAUCCUGGGUGACACAUGGUUUCAGUGGAACCAGAACUAACUCCAAGAUCCCAGAUGAUAAAAAGUCCCUUUUCCUCCUAAACAAGAUGGACCUUGAGCCAACAGAACAGACUUAACUCGGAGCUGUCCUCCUCUCUUGCUCUGGCUGCUUCGUGAAAGAGGAAGCAGCAGUUUCCUAGAAAGCUGAGGACAGUGCCAAGGUAUCUUUGGAAACAUCAGCUGGAUCCUCUCCUAGCAGUUUACACUGGAACCACCUUGGGGAGGGGAACAGGGCCCUGGGGCUCAUUCUCAGGUAGGGCUUUGGGAAUACACAAUGAGUAUUUUGAAUACUCUCAAGCCCUUUAGCCUUCAAAAUCAUGUUUUCCACAGUCAAUGACAGAAAACGAGGUACCUUUCCUAAGGCCAUCUUCCCUUGAGGACACAUGUCUUGUCUACCGAAAUGAAACCAGCACCUCAUCUAGAACCUUCGCAUCCCGUUCUGGCCAGCAGCGUGUGCUCUUCAGUCACACACUUGGAUUUGGUGGGCGUGUGGGCUUCCUUCAGCAGCCUUAGCCCUUCAGAUAGAGGGUCAGCAAGGAGACGGGACAGUCUAGCCCCCAGAGGACUGCCGGAACACGAGAGACAAGAUGGUCUGUAGUGAGGCGUAAAUACAAGGCAGGGCACCCCAAAACCAGCCCAGUAGACAUGGAAGCCCUUGUACUUUGCACAACACACACCAAGACAGAUAGAUGUGUGCACACAUGUGCUCCCAACCCCACAUAUGUUUUUAUUAUACACCAAUGUCAGUGUGUGAUUUUAGAUGAAUUGGCAGUAGUGGCGAACUCUGAUGCCUGUGUUUCUGAGUCUUUAAAUAAAAAUGACCAUGGAGGCUGUGUGUCAGUAGUGGGCCAAUGUGAGUGGGGCAGCUGUGAGCCUGAGAGGGUUGGGACUCAGGCCCCGCAUGGCACAGAACUGAGGGUCCUGUUUCUGCUGCUGUUCUGUGGCUGUGGAGAGACACCAUGGCCCAGAGAGCUUAUAGAAGAAAGCAUUUAAUUGGCAGCUUGCUUACAGUUUUGGAGUGGUAAUGGAUGGUCAUCAUGGCGGCAGGCAGGCAGGCAGGCAGGCAGGCAUGGGACUGGAGGAGAAGCUGAGAACUCAGCUGCAGGCAGAGGGAGAGGGAGACUGGACCUGGCGUACCUUAUGAAACCUCAAAGCCCAUCCCCAAUGAUAUACCUCUACCGACAGGCCACAUGCAUCCUUCGAAACAGUCCACCAACUGGGAACCAAACAUUCAAAUAGCUGAGCGGGGCCGGGAGAGGGGUAUCAUCAUUCACACCACCAUAAGGGCACGGCAAGCCCGAGCCAGCCCCAACACUCACACUUGUCACCUCCUGCUCCUUCAGGGGGACACAGGCUCUGUGUCUAUCAGGACCAGGCGCUGAGGAACCCAAGAACUUGUGGCCAGCAGUAAGUUGAACAUGAUGUGUACCAAGCAUGCGUUGGACAGUCACUAGUUGGAUAAGCAGCAGCAGCCGUAGAUGCCAUCAGGAAAGGAGUUAGAGGUGUCUAGUUCCCUGCCAGGAGUACACGUAGACUUUUUCAAGUCCUUGUCAUGCAGGGCUGCUAGUAUAGACCCUGGCAGAUCCAGCUCUGCUCUGCUCUCUGGCCCUCAGAUGCUCAAACCAUACAGAGUGGCUUCCUUGAGCACAGGUGAGACCCGUACUGUCACGGAGUGCCACCGAAGCUGAUGCUGUGCUGAACACCAGGACCAAUGCCACCUGGGGCACAGGGCUCACCUCACUUUGCACGGCCAUGUCUCGAUCCUGCACUGAGGAAGGCCAGAGCAGGAGCGCAAGGCAGAAGCGGAGGCGGGAACUUAAACAGGGCCAUGGAGGCGUACUGCUCACUGGAUUUUUCUCCCUGCCUUGCUUACUUAAUAUUAUUUCUUUUCUGUUUGGGAAUUAUAAUGACAUCAUUUUCCCCUAUCCCUUCCUUCCUCCAGAUCUUCCCAUAGACCCCCUCCUUGCUCUUUCUUUCAGAUGCAUAGCCUCUUUUCUCAUUACUUGUUGUUACAUACAUAUAUGGAUAUGUGUAUAUGCAUAUGUAUGCAUAUCUCCCUGUGUAUAUAUGUAUAUGUGUAUAUACAUACAUAUAUGUGUAUUUUUUUCUAAGUACAUAAAUGUAACCUGUUCAGUCUGUAUAAUGAAAGUUACGUGUAUGUGUGU